AACAAGCGUUGUUACCUCAUUUAUUCUUUUCAGUCAAUGUAAAAUGUAUUUUUUUUUAUUUGCAAAAAACUAAAUAUUACACUUGAAAGCAAAAAAUGAGUCCACCUUCUUCUGAUGAAAUCUGAUAUUGCGCCAAAGCUACAUUUUACUAUAGCCGGUAAUUUUGGGCUCAUGUUUACCUCAGGAGCCACGUGUCUCUGAACUUAAUGCAGCCAAUUCUUCAAAAUAUGUGUCAAUAUAUAGGAAAUUAUCAUGUAUAGAAAGAAUUACACGUUAUAGUUGGACUGAUAUUUUGUAGUAUAUCGGAUGGAUUUAUUUUUGGUCAGAUGUCAGGUAUGGUGGACGAUUUGCGCGGGAAAGAGAGUGAAAUUACAUUAAGCGAUGCUGACGUGUCUCUAAUAGCCUCCAUCAUCAAUGCAACGUGUAUCUUGGGAUUUGGUGUAGUCGCCGUGCUGAGUGAAAAAUUCGGACGAAGACUAACCAUUUCAAUCCUAAACGUACCUGUACUCGUCAGCUACAUCAUGCUAUAUCUAGGACAGAAUAUGGUAACAAUUGUAACUUCCAGGGUGAUUGUAGGCGUUUGCUACGGAGGUGUGCUGAUGUUGACGUACGUAGCCAUGGCCGAAUAUAUGACUCCUAAUAAACGUGCUUUCUAUAUUAAUUUAAUAUCGGCUACAGGACCAUCCGUAGGCACUGUUUUAGGUCAUGUUCUAUGCCUUUUGUUACAUUGGAGGACGGUCGCAUUAAUUGGAUUGAUUCCAACAGGAUUAUCAGCCUUAUUGCCUCUGUUUUGGAUCGAAAGUCCCUCGUGGUUAGCGAGUCAAGGCAGAUUUGAGGAGUGUAAAAAAGUUUAUAGAGAAAUAUUUGGAAAAAGUAAUGCAUCUGAAGCACAAUUAGAAUUACUUAUAGAAACUGAAAUAGCGAAACGAAAUGAAAUAACAGGAAACAAACGGAAUUUUGCUCUUAUAGUGCAAAAAAUAAGAUCUGCAAUGAAAAGAAAAUAUUUCUGGAAGAUAAUGAUAUUAGGUGCAAUUAUAAAUAUUUAUCGUAUCGCAGCCGGUAGAUUAAUGUUCAGUACAUUAGCUAUUACUAUGCUCCAAGAAUUAACUGGCAGUUCCGAUAUUCUACUCUAUACUUUUUACGUAGAUGGCUUUUUUAUUUUAGGUUCUAUAUUUUCAUUAUUUUCUUUAAGUGCAAUGAAAAUGAGACCACUAAUAUUUUCAUUAGGUUUUUUAGGUAAUGUUACAUUAUUAGUAUUGAGUGCUUCUAUACAUUUCAUAUCUUCUGAUAGUAAAUAUGUUUGGACAAUUAUUUCACUUUUAGCUUUUUACUUUAUAACUGUAUUAACGGGACCGUACGCCGUAUUAGAACCAUAUUUGGCUGAAAUAUUUCCGUUAGAUAUAAAGUUAUAUUGUGUUUUACUUUUGAGUUUCGUUGUAAGUAUCGCAUCAUUUCUGGCUGUUUUCUUAGCACCAUUAAUGUUUGCUACAAUCGGAUACGAUGGUGUCUUUCUUUUAAAUGCAUUAAUAGUAUUCUUAUGUCUCGGCUACCUUUGGUUCUUUAUGCCAGAGACCAAAGGUAGAACGCUGCAAGAAAUAGAAUACUUCUUUAAAAACAACAAGUUUAAUGAUUUGCUAGAAACGAAUAAUGAACAAGUUAUAGGGUUAUUGUAAUAAAAAAUUAAAAUAAAAUUAAACACUUAAGGGAUAUUAAUGUUAUUUAUUGUCGUUAAA
Papilio xuthus (Asian swallowtail) is the source of this 1733-nucleotide messenger RNA. RefSeq names its product sugar transporter ERD6-like 15. Gene Ontology annotation, biological process: transmembrane transport. The transcript is spliced from 3 exons. Gene Ontology annotation, molecular function: transmembrane transporter activity. The coding region runs from base 327 to 1673 and encodes 448 amino acids. The record is from RefSeq and is a predicted model, not a curated record. Gene Ontology annotation, cellular component: membrane. Lineage: Eukaryota; Metazoa; Arthropoda; Insecta; Lepidoptera; Papilionidae.